Molecule: messenger RNA, 1530 nt
Organism: Morchella sextelata
Lineage: Eukaryota; Fungi; Ascomycota; Pezizomycetes; Pezizales; Morchellaceae
Exons: 1
Coding region: 1-1530 (509 amino acids)
Cellular component (GO): mitochondrion
Source: RefSeq, a predicted model, not a curated record
AUGAAACGACGUUCUAGAAACACGGGCUGCACGGCCACAGCUGUGUGUGUGUGUAGCUGCACCCGCCACCGCCACCGCCACCGUGCAGCGUUGAGCCUCACGCACCCCACCACCGUGGCGCUAGCGUUGCGACGUUGGAAAAAAUAUCACGAUUCCGAACCACAGCUGUUCUCGCUCUCUCCAACUGCACAGCCAAUUCACGCCGCACAGCAGCAGCAGCAGCAGCAGCCCGCAAUGAGUUCAUGCCUCCUUAAGCAGCGGCCCCUCCUGCUCACCGCCCGCAGGCCCCUCCACCUCACCGCUGCCCUCCCCCCAUUGCCAUUGCCAUUGCCAUUGCCAUUGCCACCCACCCGCCCCUUCACCCACCUCACCAGCCCGUCCCCCUCCCCCUCCACCGCCGACGACGACAUCCCCCUCGACCUCUCGCACCCCCCGCCCCCCCGCGAGGACCCCUGGGCCUUCCUGCAAGGCGCGCACCCCAAGCGGCCGCACCAGACACCCUACAUCGUACCCUCCUACCGCCACCCCUCCUCCCUCUCCCCGCUCACCCGCACCUCAAACCCCUUCACCACCAACCCCUUCACCGCGCCGCGCGCCCUCCCAAACUCAAACCCAAAGCAGCUCAUGGACCCCAUGACCCUCUGCGAGCGCGAGCGCCUCGUCUUCAAGGAAAUCUUCGAGCAGAUCCUGUCCUCCAAGACCGUCUUCGCGCCGCAGCCCAACGGCGCGCCCUUCCCCAGCCCGUCGCUGAACGCGCUCUUUGAGUCCGCCGUGGGCCCGCAGCAGCACCGCCACGAGAUCUCGUUCGGCCCGAGAGAGGGUGUGGAUAGGGAUAGCAUGAUUGCAAGGCUGGCGCUGGCGAGCAACUUUGAGGAGUUUAGUCCUGCGGUGCGCGCGGCGGCGGCGAAGGCGGCGGGCGUGGUGGGGAGCGUGUGGACGUCGAGGGAGAUGGAGGAGAUCAAGGAGCAGCUGGGCGAUAAGAUAUUGGAGAUGAACCGGUGCGAGACGGACCUGGAGCUGGGGAGCUGGAUGGAGACGCAUGUGUUCUCCAUGGUCGGCGGCGGGGGCGCCGAGAAGCGGGCGUUCCCGCCGGGGACGUAUUCGUACCUGCUUGCGGAGGGGAUGAGGAUACUAAGGAGCACGUUCAACGACCUGCAGGGCGUGUUCUCGAUCUUCAACAAGAUCAAGACGCUGGGCGCCGAGUCGUAUGUGGUGGGCUGCAGCGUGGACGUGUACAACCAGGUGAUUGCGGCCAAGUGGGAGGGCACGCGGGAUCUGUAUAAGGUCAAGGACCUGGUGGACGAGAUGGACACGAAUGGGAUCCAGGGGAACUCGAAGACGCUGCAGACGAUUAGGGAGAUCAUGCAGGAUGUGGCCAAGGUCGAUACUAAUGGCAUGUGGACGCAUGAGCUGUUUAGUGAGGGGAAUGGGGACGUCGUGGACGGGCUGAGGGGACGGGUCGAGGUGUGGGAGAAGCCGAGGCCUGCGUGGGGGAAUAUUGAGGAGGCGUUGAGGAGUAUGGGGGUGUAG